AAAAAACGUUAUAUAACUAUGUUACUACGAGUAAUUUUCGUUUUCUGAGCGUGUGAAUUCCAAGCAACGCUGAAAUGGGGGAAGAAGUAGAACAACUGAAACAAACGCCAGAUUCUGGAGCUCCUGCUUCAUUAACACCUGCUCAAUUUCUUUCAUGGAAACGCCAGAAGGAUGCUAAUGCAUCAGCUCAGAGAGCUGAAGCUGCUAGGAAGCGAGAAGAAGAUAUAAGAGCUGGGGUAGUGCAAAUGAAUGGCCGAGAGCUUUUCGUGAAUGAACCUUGGGUGUUUGAUAAUAAUCUUUACUGAAUGUUUCUGUUAUAUUACCUUUCAUAUGUGUAAUAUUAGAUUUUGUGAGAUAUUUAUCUUAUUCUUCCUGCUGGCAAUUUAGUUUCAGGACAUACUAUAUGGCAUUCCAAGUGUAGAAAAAUAAUAAAAUAUAUACUGCAAUAUUUAAACGUACUAGGCUAAAUGUUUCUGAA
This is a messenger RNA of Chenopodium quinoa (quinoa), 478 nucleotides long. RefSeq names its product zinc finger CCCH domain-containing protein 15 homolog. The transcript has 2 exons. The record is from RefSeq and is a predicted model, not a curated record. Bases 75 to 305 code for a protein of 76 amino acids. Lineage: Eukaryota; Viridiplantae; Streptophyta; Magnoliopsida; Caryophyllales; Amaranthaceae.